This is a messenger RNA of Drosophila serrata, 2729 nucleotides long. Its product is annotated as ATP-dependent RNA helicase DDX42. The record is from RefSeq and is a predicted model, not a curated record. Lineage: Eukaryota; Metazoa; Arthropoda; Insecta; Diptera; Drosophilidae. Gene Ontology annotation, molecular function: nucleic acid binding; RNA helicase activity; ATP binding.
ACGGUCUCACUGACUAUUGAUUUGUGUGGGAAGUUGGAAAUUGUCGGAAAAACAAACGGAAUUGGAGCACAAUGAGCGGCUACCGAGGCAUGGGCGGCGGUGGAUUCCCGUACCGCAAGCCAGCUAGUUCCGGCAACAAUAUGAAUGCCGUACCCCCGCCACCGAUGUUGAAUGCGCGCGGCUAUGUCGGCCGGGGCGGUAGCAUCGCGUCCCUGUCCCGGGGAGGAGGCAGCAGUAGCUCCACUUCCAAGCACGGCUACUCAACGCUGGACUCCAUCAGUCAAUAUACAAAUGCCACCAAUUUAGUGGGGAAGCGGAAACAGCACACGGAUGAUGAUUACUUUGACGAUGACGAUGAACCCGCCCAGCAGCAUCGGGACCUGGAGCAGGCUUACAUACCGGCACCGGGCUCGCCGGGAGCUCCUCCUUCAUCAGCGACGGCAUCUUCCUCCAAGCAGGACUCUGAUUCCGAUGAGGAUCCGUUGGAACAGUUUAUGGCCGGCAUCAAUCAGCAAGUGGAGAAGGAGAAGCGCCAGCAGCAGCCCAAGAGUCAGUCGCAGGCGAUACGCGGCGACAUCGAUGAUGAGGACGACGAGGAGAGCUACUAUCGGUACAUGAAGGAGAAUCCAACCGCCGGUCUGCGGGACGAUGGUUCUGACCAGGAGGUGGAGUACGAUGAGGAUGGCAAUCCAAUAGCACCGCCCAAGAAGAAGGAUAUUGAUCCACUGCCUCCCAUAUAUCAUUCUGAAAUUGAGUACGAGCCCUUCGAGAAGAACUUUUACACGCAGCACGAGGAUAUAGCGGCACUGGACGAGGAUCAAGUCAGAGAACUGCGGCGUACGCUAGGCGUGAAGGUCACCGGGCCGUCGCCACCCAAGCCAGUGACCUCCUUUGGCCACUUUGGGUUCGAUGAUGCGCUGAUCAAGGCCGUACGCAAGGCGGAGUACACACAGCCCACGCCCAUCCAGGCGCAGGCGGUGCCGACAGCUCUGUCCGGCAGGGAUAUCAUUGGAAUAGCCAAGACGGGCUCCGGCAAGACGGCUGCCUUCAUUUGGCCUCUGCUAAUGCACCUGAUGGACCAGCGGGAGCUCAAACCGGGCGAUGGUCCCAUCGGUUUGAUUCUGGCCCCAACCAGGGAGCUCUCCCUGCAGAUCUACAACGAAGCCAAAAAGUUUGGCAAGGUGUACAACCUGAACGUGGUCUGCUGCUACGGUGGCGGAUCCAAGUGGGAGCAGAGCAAGGCUCUCGAGCAGGGUGCAGAGAUUAUAGUUGCCACACCCGGUCGCAUGAUCGAUAUGGUCAAAAUGAAGGCCACCAAUCUAAGGAGAGUGACGUUCCUGGUGCUGGACGAAGCCGAUCGGAUGUUCCACAUGGGCUUCGAGCCGCAGGUGCGCUCCAUUUGCAACCACGUACGACCGGAUCGACAGACCCUGCUCUUCUCAGCGACCUUUAAGAAGCGCAUCGAACGCCUGGCCCGGGAUGUGCUCUCUGAUCCCGUGCGCAUAGUCCAGGGCGACCUGAACGAAGCCAACCAGGACAUCACACAGUCCGUCUUUGUCUUCCCCAAUCCGCUGCAAAAGUGGAACUGGCUGUUGUGCCAUCUGGUGAAGUUCCUUUCGGAGGGCAGCGUCCUUAUUUUCGUGACCAAAAAGGCGGAUGCCGAGACGGUGGCCAACAACCUGUUGGUGAAGGAAUAUAACUGCCUGCUGCUACAUGGUGACAUGGAUCAGGCGGACAGGAACAAGGUUAUCAUGCAGUUUAAGCGCAAGGAAUGCGACAUCUUGGUGGCCACCGAUGUCGCAGCACGAGGCUUGGACAUCCCGCAUAUCAGGAAUGUGGUGAACUACGAUAUUGCCCGGGAUAUUGAUACGCACACUCACCGCAUUGGCAGGACUGGACGAGCCGGGGAGAAGGGUAAUGCUUUCACACUGGUCACCGAUAAAGACAAGGAGUUCGCCGGUCAUCUAGUGCGGAAUCUUGAGGGUGCGGAUCAACAGGUGCCGGACGAUCUAAUGGAGCUGGCCAUGAAGAGCUCCUGGUUUCGUAGUUCCCGUUUCAAGCAGGGCAAAGGAAAAAAGCCCACCAAUACUCACACCGGCUUGGGUUAUCGGGAGCGAGAGCGGGGCAAUGGAACAGGCGCUGGAGCUGGAUCUGGAUCUGGGACGGGUUCAGGAGGAGACAGGUCAGCCAGUAGCAGUUCCUCAGAAGGAGCUGUGUCCAAGUCAGCUUCCAACGCGGGACCAGCUACCGAUCGAUAUGCGGCCAUGCGGGAAGCAUUCCGAUCGCAGUAUAACAACCAGUUCAGGGCUUCCAGCGAUCGAACUUGGGAGAAGACCCUGCCCGAAGCUGGAGUAUUUGCGGCGCCAAUGGCGCCACCACCAUCGUCCUCGCAGGGCGCUUCCUCCUCCAACUCAGCCGGCAGCAGCAGCAGCAGCAGCAGCAGUGCUCAAGAUGCCAAAAGGGCCAAGAAGAGCCGCUGGAAUUGAAAAUGCACUCACACGAUAUUUGGGUUUAUUUCUCUUCAUAUUAUUUAAUGUGUAUUUGCUUUUGUUCCAUCAUUUAAAAUUACAACUUAUCGACUAAAUUUAAACAUAUAUAUAUAUAUAUUCCGAUAUAUAUUGUUCAUUCAUAAAUAUUACGUUAGUUAAAUACUCGUAUGUACAACUCUCUUCCUUGAUCCGAUCGAUCGAUCCCGCAAAUCCAAAUAAAAAUUCAUUCAUUAAUUGUAA